GCAACGACUUGGAAGAGCUGCCUUUCGUCGAUUCACCCGCGGCGAUCACAUUGUCCACGGAGCAGAAGCUGGACGCGAUCUUGAUGUUCUGCAAAGAGCAAGCCGAUCAUUUUGCCAGCGUUCGCAUGGAGCUGCAGAGUAUGGACGACAAGUUGAAAUUGUUGUUGAACGACCGGUCGCCGACGAAUGCCAUUAAGCGCAAGGCAUCCAUCAGUUCGCUUUCAAGAGCAUUGUCGAAAAAACAGUCCACCUGCAAGCUGGACGCCGGACUUGAUGUUCCUGAGCGCUCCGGUGGUGUUGGCUCUGGUGGUCUGGGCGACAAGCCGAACUUCCACGACCUUGAUCAAACCUUGGGCCUCAAAGUCAUGAAGGCUGCACGGAAGUUUCGUGCACGAGGAGGGGAAGGCUCGAAACCAACAUCGCCGAAAUCGGCUAAGCCCAUGCCACCGACGACUGCAGGUGGCUUCCCUUCGAAGACGGCAUCGGUCGAGGAAGCUGAUCACCCGGACAAAAAGCACAGUUUGUCGCUGCUAGCGUUGGUUCCACUGCCGGGGGAUGUUCAGCCACAGGCACCCAGUAACUGCCCGAUGCUACCCAGCGAGCCCUCCGGUGAGUCUUUCACACGAGAACGAGAACCGCGUGCAAAGUCUUCUGGCAUGCCCGGCCGCAGCCCAAACGCGGGCGCCGCGAGUCUCCUUGGCUCCACGGGAUUGACCCAGAGCGAGGUGUCCCUCAGCCAGCUGUUCAAGCACCGGGAGAGCCAGAUCAUCCCAGCGAGUCCCGAAGUGCGCUCUAAACAGAGCCCCAAGCUGCCGAACCUGGCUGCAUUGGAUCUCGACUCACAGCAAUCGGAUGAGACGAUCAGAAUGGAGGUGCUGCCGGUGCAAACUCCCAAAGCUCUCCGCGUCUGUCAGGGCCUUGUAGAGCUUUGGAUGAGGCUCUGUGGGCUGACUCCCUUGGUGCAGUGGAAACCAGAGUCCGCUGAGUUUACGGAGUCCCCAGCUCCGUCUCCGCGAGCUCUGGCCGCUUCUAAGGCGUACCACUGUGUCAUUCUUCUGCUGAAUUUCCUUUUCGUUGUGCUGGCGGCCUCCUCUGUGGCGGUGUGUUCAGAUCUGGAUGCUUCAGAAGAGGCUUACACCCAGGCCUCGGUCAUGUGUCGCCAACCCCUCGCGACCGAUCUGGCCUUCGGUAUUGGGGCGCUGCUUGCAGUCUGGUCUUGCGGUGGGUUGGGCAGCUACUUCAAAAGCUCGCGGAUGCAGCUGCAGAUCCAGGACCAUCUCAUGCAGGAAGUCGACAGUACUGGCCUGACAUACCAAUGGAAAAGCCAGAAAGGCGUUGAUGCAGUGGCACUGGGAGGCACGUGGCUCGUUGUGCUGGCUGCUCGUUCAUGGAUCAUUGGACCGGAGCUGAUGGAACCAGUGGCAGCCGGGAAGCAAGCGCUCUACGCGCUGGCCUGUGCCUGCCUCCUGGGAGCCUGUUAUGUGCAGAUGUCCAUGUGGCGUGGAAUCUCCUUGACGGUGGUGGCCUUUGCUCGGUCCGUCCUGGAAGGUCAAGUCAGCAACCUCCAGGCACGGCAGCGAUGGCGGGAG
This is a messenger RNA of Symbiodinium necroappetens, 1589 nucleotides long. Lineage: Eukaryota; Dinophyceae; Suessiales; Symbiodiniaceae. The record is from the annotation of a GenBank genome assembly.